Messenger RNA from Strigops habroptila (Kakapo), 1056 nucleotides. It is a transcript of the gene THADA, whose product is annotated as THADA armadillo repeat containing. The coding region runs from base 292 to 621 and encodes 109 amino acids. The transcript has 6 exons. Lineage: Eukaryota; Metazoa; Chordata; Aves; Psittaciformes; Psittacidae. The record is from RefSeq and is a predicted model, not a curated record.
UCCUCUGUGAGGGGCUGGGGCGGGCCGGGCCUGGGAAUAGGCAUCGCCCGGGGGCAGACCCCUUGCCCUGGUUGGCUGCGGGCGGCUCCGGUUGUAUCCGGGCGGCACAGGGAGCAGGCGGGGCGGCGGAGACCGAGACGGGGACGGAGGCUGAGUUUUCGGCUUGUAAGGAUAGGGUUUUCAAAGGCUGAAGAGCAAAACCUGGUAUCUCUACUUCUGCACUGCGCACAGCUGAGCAAUGGCAUCCGGCAGAUCCAGUGUAUUAAACAAAUUGUGCCAUUGGUGAAAAAGAUGGAUCAAAACUCUGCUUGUGAUCCCAUGGUUAAAGCUUGUUUUGAUAUUUUGGGCGAGACAUACUUUUCACUGGGUGCAAAGGAUCCCUUGAGAAAAGUGUUAGCGAGAAAGAAUCAUGGAAAUUGUAUUGUUCAGACUCAGUUGAUGCACAACUUACAGAUAAUCAUUAAAGUUUCAAUGACGCUUGUACUGAAGUUACAAGAAAAUAUCCAGGGAAGUCUUUGGAAACACCCAACUCUCUCGCAAACCGCUUGGACUACUGCAGGACUGGCCGUUACUCUCUUUACUAAAGCUCUUGCAGUAAUGGAGGAGGUCUUGGAGCAUUAAUGGCAUGCCUAAGAACAGCCAGGGCUCAUGGACACCUGGAACUUUCAAAUACCAUGAGCAAUGAUUUCAUGUCCACUGAAUGUAUAAAACAGGUAUAGUUCUAGUUCAUCAGCACAAUCAGGUAAAGGGGCAAUGUUGAGAUUUUUUGUGUCUUUAAAUUAGAAGAAUUGCAUUGAUCCUAAAUACUGUGUCAGCAUUGUUUUAAAACAAAGGUAUCAUCAUAGGUGCCUGUAACUCUUUUGUGGUUAAUAUCUAAAUAUUUUUCAGAUUUGCAUUGAUGCUUUAGGUUUACUGUGUGAAACCCAUUGUAGCGCAGAAAUUGUGUCUGUGGAAAAAAUUCAACUGUUUUCAUGAUGUACAACUUGAACAGCCAGUCUCCUUCAGUAAAGCAACAGAUUGUUUCUAGUUCGAAAUUACCUUUCUUGGUAAAGAAAC